Messenger RNA from Cercospora beticola, 934 nucleotides. RefSeq lists its product as uncharacterized. The record is from RefSeq and is a predicted model, not a curated record. Lineage: Eukaryota; Fungi; Ascomycota; Dothideomycetes; Mycosphaerellales; Mycosphaerellaceae.
AUGGCCAGCCCCCGUGGCACGGCGCAAAAGCGCACGCUGGAUUAUUCAGACACGAUCAAGUUCUCAGUAGGACGACUUGCCGACGGGGCAGAACGAACAUACUGUGUUCCCAAGUCCGCCAUUCUUGGUCGCUCGAGAUUCGUCAGUGAUGCAUUUGCGUCGCUCGAGCUCGUAGGCAGCAUCUGCGUUAACGAUCUCCCGAACGUCAGCAACAAGGUCUUCAAUUCUUACGUUCAUCUUUUGCUUACGAAAAAGGUUGUGGUCAAUUUUGAGUCUGCCGAGAGUGAGUCCGCGGAUUCACUCAUGGCUUUGAUUGAUCUGUAUACUCUGGCCGCGGACGUCACCGAUUGCCACUCCAUGAACAAGGUCAUGGACAAGCUGGUGGAUCGUGUCAAGGAGACUUGGCCCGACGCACAAGCCAUCAAGAAGAUAUAUGGCCUGGACCCAGAUGUCGGCGGGACACUUCGAAGGCUGUUUGUGGACUCCUUCAUGGUCGACGGGUCAGACAUGGAUUUCCUGGAAGAUCUGGCAUCUGAUCAUUACGCCAGUCAGCUUUGGGAAUUUUUCCGUGACUUGAGCAUUGCCUUGAUCCAGGAAAGAAAUUCCACGAAACGCAAACAAUAUGUGGCUGCCGACUACUACGUGGAACUCGAGAACUCCACAGCGAACGCAUGAGUGAAGUCCAUUGGGAGUGAUGAAGCGUGUUCGCCGUGCAAUGGCGAUAUCGUCGCCACAGGCAAAGAUUGUCGCUUUCGCCCUCGCUUCAUGCCAUUAGCAGCCCCGCAGCUUGGCCCAAAGAGGAAGGAGCUCUGCUACCUUUGGGCCAAGCAUCCACACAGCAUUAGCUUGAGCGUGAUAAGCGGACAUCGGCAGGGCUUGUGACAUCUUAGAGUCGUAUUGGCUCCGUAGCCAAGAGGACUGGCGCUCGCAACAU